Molecule: messenger RNA, 2941 nt
Organism: Dermacentor silvarum
Lineage: Eukaryota; Metazoa; Arthropoda; Arachnida; Ixodida; Ixodidae
Product: monocarboxylate transporter 5-like
Exons: 6
Coding region: 105-1769 (554 amino acids)
Biological process (GO): transmembrane transport
Molecular function (GO): monocarboxylic acid transmembrane transporter activity
Source: RefSeq, a predicted model, not a curated record
CGCCGUUAGUGAUGGUGGCAGCGGCGGCACGGCUGUCGUCAGUGCCACACGGCGAGACGCGGGGAAGCCCAACUCGGCAGGGAUGCUGCUGACCGUCCGCCACCAUGGACACACAGCCGGCCAAACAGAGGGAGGAGGAGAACGGCCAGUGGCUGAUCGCCUUCUCGUGCGCCUGGAUGAACUUCUUCCACCGCGGGCUGAUCCGAGGCACGGCCGUCGUCUACGUCCAGCUCAUCCAGACAUUCGGCAUCACGCGGGAAGAGGCCGCUCUGCCUCUCAGCCUCGUCUCCGUCAUCGGGGGAUGCUCGAGUCUCUCUGUGGGGUUCCUGACGCACUACCUGAAUGACCGCAUACUGGUGGUCAUCGCGACACUCACCUCGGCCACGGGUUUGGUGCUCUGCUACACGGCCACCAGCAUGGUGCAAAUUAACUUCUACUACAGCAUCAGCCAAGGUCUUGGGACUGGCCUUGUCUUCACAUUGACGGCCGUGAUCCUGAACAACGUGUUCAAGAAGAACCGGGCCACGGCGUCCGGCAUCAACCUGUCCGGCCCCACGCUGGUGGCGCUGGUGUUUCCACUCCUGUUCCAGUACUGCGCGCGCACGUACGGUUUGCGCGGAGCAUUCCUCAUAUCGAGUGGGUUCACGUUGAACGCACUGCCGGCCGCGUUCUUGCUGAGCGGCAGGAUCCGCAAGCCGCCGCCAGAGGAGCCCGAGAUUGUCAACAACCCGCGCUACGACUGCGAGGUCAACAUAACCGGCAGCACUUUCACCUUGGCCGACAUCCCAGGAAGCACGUCGGACAUCGCGAGCAAGGCGAGGAACGCUGCCCGACAGGGAGGCAGCGCCGUCGAGAAGGAGAAGCUUCUCGACCACGCCAAAGACAGCGGCAACAACAACGAGCGACUCGCGCCGGGCACGCGCAGAGGUUCGGACGAGCUCACAUGCAACUUGAGUGGUGGGGCCGCAUGCAUUAUCCCCGCCGACAAGAACCUGAAGGAACCGCUUGCCGGCAGUACGCAAAGACUCCAUGAUGUCGACAAGGGCCGGUGCACCCAGGAACGCACGUGCGCCGAUCAUUCAUGCAGCAUUUCCCUCGCUAAGCGAACGCUGCCCAAGGUCUCCAAGUUCGCCAAUGCCGCGUCCAUGUUCAAGGAGCUGCUCGGCUCACCCUACUUCCUGCUUGUCUGCCUCUCGCAAGUGUCGCAUGUCUUCAAUCAUGGCACAUUCAUCACCAUCAUCAUCGACUAUGCCAAGGACAAUGGCAUACCACCCGAAGAAGGCAUUUACAUACUUUUGGCCAAUUCGGCAGGUGACCUGGUGGGCCGGCUGGGGCUGGGCUGGAUCUCGGACAAGAAGCUGAUCGAGCGUCGCAAGGUGAUGCUGCUCAACUACCUGCUCACGGGAAUCCUGAUGCACCUGGCCCCGCUGUGCACCACGUACGCCUCGGUGACGGCCGUCGCGGUCGCCAUGGCCCUGGCCGGCGGCAGUACCAUCACGCUGUUCUCCGUGCUGUUCUUCGAGUACCUCGGCAUACGCCUCAUGCCGCUCGCGUACGGACUCAGCAACUUCGCAGCCGGAAACGCAAACUUUUUCAGGCCGAGGGUCAUCGGUUAUUACCGAGACUCGCACGGAAAGUACGACGGCUUGUUCCAGCUGCUGGGAAGCUUCCAACUGUUCGUAUCUUUCCUCUGGCUGCUGGCAUGUGUCUUCGAGAAGUUGAAGCACUCGAGAGACGCUCCAAAGAAACAGCCGGACGACGCCGUCUGAAUUGUGCGGCUGUAAGACAUUGGGGCCAAUCGGAGUCGACACGGCGCCUGCAAAUCAAAUCUGAUUGGACGCUCCAGAAAAGGUCUCAACAGGCUUCGUCGAAUGAAAACAAUCCAGUCUGGAGACUACCGCCUUGUCUCACGCAAUGCACGAAGCCGUCUGUGGGUUGUGAUUUUUAUUAGCUGAGCACAGAGACGACCCAGUCGUGCGCGACAUUCUUUGUUUUUUGCUAGAUAAGUCAUUGCCGCCACUUUACCUGGGUUAUAUACGCUGGUGCUCAUCGGUACCACUCAUUUCCUUCCAAUUAGGAAUGAGGCCCUGAUACAACGUUCUGCAGGAUCUGUGGGCGUAAAUGUACUCACUGUACAACAAGAAAGGCAGUGCAUAUGCGUGUCUAUGGCUUGCGUACGUUGAAGAGGCUCACGAUUGGCCUGUCCUGGAACAGAGUGCUUAAGUCAAAGCGUCACAGCUCAAAAUGAGGGCGAUAGUUUGCAGCAUCCGAUGCAGAAAGCCAAAUAAAUAUUUCUCUAGGCUGCUCUUGUAAACAGCGCGAGUGCUAAUAGAGUUGUUUGCUUAAUUCUUUUUUAAUGCGAUGAAAUUAAUUUCCCGCAAUCCUGCGCUUAAUAAGCUCGUGAUGCACUUUCCAGAGAAUGCAUUCCGAUAGCAGAGCAGUUAAAGGCACAGACCAGAACAUAAACUGAAAAAAUUUUUAAAUAAUAAUAAAUAAAACGUAACACGUGCAAGACGUUUGUUCAGUCAACGUCCUUUCUGUCUUGGUCUGCUUCUUUGGCCGUUGCUCUAGAACAGCGCAUUCUCUGAACCAGACCAAAAUGGCCCCAGGUCAACGACUAAUUGAUUCGCAGGUGUGCGUUUUCAUAGUAACGUCAUUCACCUGAAACAGCGUUUGAAUGAUCCACGGGGCGCGGCAUAUGUUCGGAGCUCCUCUAAAGAAAAUGAGGUUAAACCUUCGGUAUGUUUUCCGUGUAGAAGGGCUUGCUUAAUUCAAGGAACUGUCUUCCGAGCUACAUCGUUCUAGCGAAGCGCACGUUAUGUAAUUAUUUUUUCACGCUUGUGUGAGUGCUUCUAAGUCUCUAGUAUUCUCUUCUUAAUUGCAUGCAAAUGUUCCCGCAGUCGUUCUUUUAUGAGUGUCGUUGAAUAAAGCGUUGAGCUUA